Messenger RNA from Adelges cooleyi (spruce gall adelgid), 3374 nucleotides. RefSeq lists its product as uncharacterized. The record is from RefSeq and is a predicted model, not a curated record. Gene Ontology annotation, cellular component: nucleus. Lineage: Eukaryota; Metazoa; Arthropoda; Insecta; Hemiptera; Adelgidae. Gene Ontology annotation, molecular function: nucleic acid binding; exonuclease activity. The coding region runs from base 581 to 2995 and encodes 804 amino acids. The transcript is spliced from 3 exons.
CAGCAGCAACGACGGCACCGGUAUUCAUUCGUCUGCCCGGUCUCGUCUGGCCCGCUUCGACUGUUUAUCCGCCAAAGAACGCGUGCGUUUCAUCCGUGUGUGUGUGUGUGUGUUUGUGUGUGGUGCGUGCAUGUGUGUGUACGUUAUUCUCACGUGAUACUAUUUAUUUUUGGUGCGCGCGUCGGUUCGUUGCCGUUAAGACAUUUUUGUGUCCGUAUAUACAAUAUAAAUACGCGCUUUGUUUUUUUUUUUUUACCGCCGUUAGUUUUGUUAAGUAAAAGUCGGGGUUUUUUUUUAAAAAAUAAAGAAUUUUGCUUCCGUGUUUGUAGACGAAAUUUUGCCGGGUUUUUUAUUUGUUUUUGUUCUUUUCGAAUGCGUCCGAAACACUCGCCGUCUUGCGAUACACGUUGGCACCGUAACGUUAGAUCGCGACAGAAUAUUAUUUCGCCGGCCGCCAAACGGACACCGGACGCAUUUCGAACGCCGCGGCGUCACGCCAUCGAGUCAGUAUAGUGCCGCCGAUAAUUAAUGCGUGCGUACCGUGGCCGCCGCUGUCCACCGUCAACUGCCGCCGCCGUGGAUGACCACGAUGUCGUCGAUGACCACGUGUUUCGUCGUUAGUUACGUGCCGUUCGUGUUGAGCGUGACGCUCGUGGCCAACACCGUGUUGGACGUGGCCAGCCGGGGCGCAGUAGCCACCGCCGUGGCCGCGGCCGCCGGUUCGCAGCGUAGACACGUGCUCGUUGAACUCAUGUCGCCCGUCGUCCUGGCGGCCAUCGCGUUAUUCUGGACCGUGCUCGGCGUCGCGUUCUACCGGUACGCCGAAUGUUGCGCGGCCACCGCGGCCGCGAUGGCCGCUGCCGACAAACAACAGCAGCCGUCGUCCAAGUCCGUACAUCCACCGUCGCCGUCCGCCAGAGCCACAUCGACCGGAACAGUAAAACGAUCGAAGACCAAACAGCCCAAGGACGACCACAUGGACACCGACGAUUCGGCCACUUCGAGUCCGCCCAACAAGGUGUCCAAGAGGACGGCGGUGUCCAAGUCGAAACCUUCGCCGCCGCCGUCGCCGGACAAGUGUCGGAGGACGGCGGUGCCGUCAAAGCCGCCGGUGUACGCCGGCAGCAGCGACGAUGACGACGACGGCGGCAAAGGCGGCCGCCAGCCGUCGGCUUUCAACAGUGUUAAAGUGCAAGCGGCUCAGUCCAAGGGGCCCGUGACCAAGGGAAUAGUAGUGAUGACCGAAAUCAAGUUGUCUCCGUCCAAGGGACACGCGAUCGCCCGCACCGAAAUCCAACUGUCCGCCCCUCUCAAACACGUGGACAACUCCACUGUCAAAGACAAAAAAUCGGAAAACGAUAAGAAAUGUAAGAGAAUCGAAUACGAAUCCAGCAAGAAGCCAAACAAGGAGAACGUGGAACCGCGAAUUGACGACAAGGACGACGACGAGUGUUGUGCGUCGAUGGCGAUCGGUUCGAAGAAAAGAAGCAAAAGGACUAGAAAACGCAAGACCAAGUACAAGCAAUUACAGGAGUCCGCCGAAGCGAUGGAAGGCAGCAACGGCGGCUGUAAAGGAGUAGGAGGCGGUUCUUCGUCGUCCAUCGUGAUCAAAGCGACGUCGCAUACGGGAACGGCGAUAACCAUCGAGACGACCACGACGACGACGACGACGUCCGGCGGCAGUGGCGGCGGCGACGGCGGCGGUUGUCCGUCGCCAUCGGUCAAGCUGAUGGCCGCCGUUUCCAAGUCGCUCACCGCCGCCGACAAGUUCUGCAGCGAACGUGUAAACCUGAACGGGCUGUCCGACUUGGACUUGUGGUUCAUGUUGAACAAGUACAUGCUCCGGUUGAGCGAUCUGUACGCGUACGGUUUCCCGGUCAACUCGACGAUGGCCGGUUAUGCGGUGUACUAUCGGCCGAACAUGACGCGGCUCAAGAAGCUCAACCCGGUGGCCAAAGAGUUUAGCUUUGACGCGCGGCCUGUUCAACAACAGCAAAAAUGUCAAAGGAAGCGUCGGACGUCCGAGAACGGCGUCGCGAUGAUGACGGAACAACAACAGCAGAAGCAGCAAAAAAAGGAGGAGGAACAGUUCUCGUUCAACGAUCUCGUUUCGUGCGUCAGGUGCUCGUCGUUUUUCUCGGUCACUAACGAACGACGGUACGCGCACGCCAGCCGGUGUCUUUACCACUACGGCAAACUGAAAAUGGGCGGCCACACGUACGGCUGCUGCAAUGGCAGUCCUACUUCGCAGGGCUGCACGGAAGCGCCGUGCCACGUGUGGAACGGGUUCGCCGAGGGCCACAACGGACCGGCGCCCGGGUUCGUGCACACGUACGACGACCGCUCCGGUAUCCGCGUGGUGUACGGCAUGGACUGCGAGAUGUGCUACACGCAGUCCGGACUGGAGGUGACCAAAGUCACGCUGGUGGACAUUUACGGGUUCGUCGUGUACGACACGCUUGUCAAGCCGGCCCGGCCGAUCGUCGACUACAACAGCCGUUACAGCGGCAUCACGGCCAACGACUUCGCGACGAAGCCUUCGAAAAGCCUGGAGCAAGUGCAGCGAGAUCUGCUGCGAUACAUCAAGCGAGACACCAUUCUGGUUGGCCACGGGCUGGGCAGCGACCUACUCGUACUCAGGAUGGUCCAUUGCCGGGUGGUAGACACGUCCGUGCUGUUCCCGCAUCCGCGCGGCGAGCCGUACAAGAUGUCGCUCAAGUCGCUGGCGGCCAGGUUGCUUAAGCGGGAGAUCCAACAGGCGUACGGGCACGACAGCAAGGAAGACGCUCGAGCCGCAAUGGACCUGGCGCUGUACAAAUUGCGCCGGGACCUGGAGGCGGCCACCACGACGACGUCCAGUUGCAGUCCGACCGCCGGCGAUCACCACCGGCACGGCCAUCACCAUCAUCAUCAUCACCACCACCACCACCGAGACACCGCCAACGCCGGCGUAUGGAAUGAAACAGCAAUAACAGUGAACGCCGCCACGGCGUAGAAAUAUACUCCUGAUCCUCCUCCACCACCUCAUCCCUCCCCCACCCCUCGACCCUCUUGUUGUUGUUCCUAUUUAUAUAUAUUUACACGUAUAUAUAUAUAUAAUACACACGUUUUUUCCUAUUUUAAAAAUGAGAAAAGAUAAGAAAGAAAAAAAAAAUCAUUUUAUACGACUUAUUUUUCACUCACUUGACAUUGUGAUAAAACUGAUCGGUUUCACUCACUUUAUAUUGUAUAUAUAUAUUGUACUAAAUACUUUGUGCGUGUGCGUGGACGAACCGAUCUGAUGACUGAAUUAUUUGUCAACCCCCUCAAGUUUUUUGUACUCGAAAAAUGCAUUGUACAAAAUUAACGAUAAUAAUAAUAACAAUAUUAUUAUC